Messenger RNA from Zeugodacus cucurbitae (melon fly), 4707 nucleotides. RefSeq lists its product as uncharacterized. Gene Ontology annotation, molecular function: zinc ion binding; MHC protein binding; ubiquitin protein ligase activity. Lineage: Eukaryota; Metazoa; Arthropoda; Insecta; Diptera; Tephritidae. The coding region runs from base 350 to 2401 and encodes 683 amino acids. Gene Ontology annotation, cellular component: early endosome membrane; late endosome membrane; lysosome. The record is from RefSeq and is a predicted model, not a curated record. Gene Ontology annotation, biological process: immune response; protein polyubiquitination; antigen processing and presentation of peptide antigen via MHC class II. The transcript has 7 exons.
GUGAUAAUAAAAAGUGCUUGGGUGCUUGUGCAAUAUGUGGUAUACCAAUUUAAAAAGUGGAUAUUAGCUGGUUUUUUGAGUCAUUACACCCAUAAGCAGUGCCUUUACAAUUAGGCACGGAAAGAAAGCCAACAGAAAUCAAUGAAGUAAAUAUUUUUAGGUAGAGCAAAAACUGCUACAUCCAAUAAAUAAUAAUAAAACUAACAAAGGUGUUUACCUACAUACAUACAUAUGUUGCGUAGCAAGCGACCAUAACGUCUCUAUAGUACGAAAUACUUUAAAUCGAUUAUAAAAAGUGUAAUUUUAUGAGAAACCCCAUAAGUGAGCUGUAUUAAUACAAAUAACUAUAAUGCAUUGCGACAAUACGAAAACAUCAUCAGAAAUCGAACAUGUCGACUGGAGCACUGGCACCGGUUCUGGCCAUCAUUACGCUAACGUCAGAUUUGGAUCGGGCAGUAGUCAGGCCUCUCAGAGCAGCGGCGAUAUUUGUCGUAUCUGCCAUUGUGAGAGCGAUCCACAGAAUCCCCUUUUGACGCCCUGCUAUUGUGCGGGUAGCUUAAAAUACGUCCAUCAAGCGUGUCUCCAGCAAUGGCUAACGGCAUCCGAAACGAAUGCAUGCGAAUUAUGCAAAUUUCCAUUUAUAAUGCACACAAAAAUCAAACCAUUCAAUGAGUGGCGCAGUCUUGACAUUUCUGGCAUCGAGCGAAGACGUCUCUGUUGUUCGGUAUUAUUUCAUUGCGCUGCCGCUUUAUGCGUUAUAUGGUCGCUUUGUGUGCUAAUCGAACGUGCAGCGGAUGAUGUGAAGCGUGGACUGAUUGAUUGGCCCUUCUGGACGAAACUGGCCGUGGUAACAGUGGGACUCACAGGUGGCGUGGUCUUCAUGUAUAUCCAAUGCAAAGCUUAUUUGCAUCUAUGCCAUCGUUGGAAGGCCAGAAACAGAAUACUGCUCAUACAAAAUGCGCCUGAGAAAGUGCACGCCAUGUCGCCACCAUCACCCGCUGUCCAACAUCGCACGCAUCACGAGGGUUCCUGUGAGCCGCAUCCCUCCAGCAUUAAUGCGCCCACCACCGCAGGUGAUGGUCCGAAUGUUGAAAUCGUUGCCAAUGGCGCUUCGGCCUCGAAUGGUUAUAACUAUGUCUCCACUGCUGGUGGCAAUGGCAGUAUUUCCGGCAGUUUGGAUAUAGAAGGUGCAGCAACACUACACCAACACCCACUGCAUCAUUAUAUUCUUCCAACCGAACAGCAUCGUUUGCAACAGAGCGGUGGCGACACCGAUUCGGAUGUUUUGCCGACCACACAUCACCAUAGUCAUUUGACGCCGCAACAGCAGGUGGGACAAGUCGCUGUGGCGGCAAAUAUUGAAUGUGCACAAUUGCAAAGCAAUUACGAACGUGAUUGGGCACUGGACGAUGUGGUUUCACAGAUCUCAUCAUUCCGUCCUUGUCCACAAGGUUCGGGUAGCAUGACACCAUUUCACGAUUCAAUACACAAUGUACUCGAGCAUUCGGAGAAUUCGAGUCGCGGUUCGGUCAAUGAUGUUUGCGGCGGUUCACGUCAAGAUCUCAGCACUGGCGGCAUUUCAACGGAUACGGGACGUGAGCAUGCACUGCAAUUGAGUAGUUUUAGUGGUAGUGGCGAUCAAAAAGCACCCUCCAUCAGUUCAGGUGUUUCCAAUGCGGUGGCCAAUGGUUUAGGCGGAUUCGCCUACAAGCCACACACCAAACGUUAUUCAAACUCCUCGAUAUUCGUAGAGAACCGCGACAUACUCAACGACUCGAUGGGUUUGAGCAUGGAAUCAUCGGUGGAUUAUCCCGCCACAGAGAGUUAUCGACAUGCGAACACAUUAACGCCGCCCAGUGCAGCGGAUGUCGAGGCUGAGAGUGAACAGCUGGAUAAAUUUCUAACGAAAGACUUACGUCGCUAUUCGGACACAAAACUGGUGAUCGGACCGGACACCGAACCGAUGUUGGGCGCUGAAGUAAAUGACGUCUUACUGCCAUCAGCAGUGCCCAUAGAACCGACGUACCCGGUAAGAACCACAGUACCGGCAGGUGGCAAUAAACGUGUGCGUCAACUGUUAAAACAACAUUCGGCCAAUGCGACCGAUACAAUACUGGAUAUGGAGCUGCCCACGUCACCGUUGUCGCCACCCGCCGCCUAUGCGGUGAAUGUAAGCAUGCCAACGACGCGUCAGACACAAGCAGCCUUGCGGCGUUCAUUGCACACAGUCGAUGAGUUGGGUGCGUGCGAAAAUGCACAGGAUUUGCUGCGAAGUAGAGCCAUACCCAGCACGGCUGCAGCGACGAGUAUGGGCGCGUCAAGACGACAGUCGACGUCGAAACCAAUGUUUAAAUCGUUGCCAAAUUUGAGUGGCAGUUGUGAGAAUCUGCUUAGAAAAUGAGCAAACACUGCGUGUUCUGCGGGACUUCAGCGAGUCCACAGUACUUUUGAAAUGUAGUGUAUGCAUCUAACUACCUACCUAUAUAUGGAGAUGGAACUAAAUGUACUGAGUUGACGCUCUCUAAGUGGUUUUGUGCGCGCACAUAACUGUAUUUUAUUAUUAUUUUAAAUUUUAUCUUAGUUUCUUGUGCGUGCGACGAGUAAGGUUUACUUGCGUCCAAUAUUUAUUCACGCUUAAUGUGUUUUGUUUUUGGUUUUCGUUAAUUUUAAGUGGACCUACACUAUACUUGAAUGAGACUUUUUUGCAUAUUCGCUUGUGUUGGCGUAAGUCUGAAUUAUUAAACACAGCGUUUAGACUGUUCGUUAUAAAUAUGUAAGCUGCAGUAAGAAAAGAAAUACAGAAAAAUAUUUUAAAUGUGAAGUUUGAAGUUAAACUGUUUAUAAUUUUUAUUUUUUGUAGUUGAACGCAUAAAGUGGGACAAAUCUAAUAUUUGUUAAAUAAAAAUUUAAUUACAAAAAAUUUUUGUGGAUCAUAAAAAAUAUUUAUAUACUGUAGUUAAGUCAAGGAAAUAGUCUUUUUAUGAAUUAACAAUAUUUUGGUAUCUAGACAUAUAGCAUAUGUAUGAAAGUUCCAAAAUUUUUCGCAUCGCAUUAAUGAUUUAUUUUUAAUAACUGUAUAUAUUAGACAACUUUCUAAAUUAUUUUGCUGUAUUUAACAUGUAGUAAAGAUUUAAGCUUAAUUAUGCACAUACAUAUAUGUAUUUGUGGCAAUUUGAUAAAACAUCUAAUCUCGACUUGGCCUAUUUAUGCUCUCAAGCUGUUUUUGAAAAUAUUCCAAUACAAUUUUCAACUACUUAACUAAGAAAAUCUUACGUUUACAAAACCAUCUGCUUAAAGAAUUAUUUAAAAUAUUUUAUUUGUUUACGAAAGAUCAAGCAAAAGAAAAUCGCUUAAGUCUAAUAAGUUGUUUUGUCAAAAGUCCGCAGAUUCAUAAACAAAUUUUUUGAAAAAAACUUGAAAACUGUGCCAAAUCUUGUUAAAUCUAUUAAUAUCUCAGAGGAUCAGCAGAUUUUUACUUUUCAAUAGUAAAUUAAAUUUAAUAAGAAAUUAAAAAAAAAAAUAUUAAUUUAAAACAAAAAUGUUAACAAAUAUUGGAUUUGUUCUGAUGCUGUCGAUAAUUUCACAACUCAAAAAGCAUAAAGCAUAACACAAACCCACAAACAACAUCGUUCAAAGCAGAAGCAACAACAUUACAACAUUGAAAAAAUAUAUUUCUUACAGCAUUUACUUUUGAAAUCUCGUUCACACACUUUUAAGAAAAGAUAAACAAAAAAAAUUGUCAUUGCGUUAAAAAAGUAAUGAGAUUUUGGAAUUAAAAAAGUCAUUGCAUUAAAAAAGUGAUGAGAUUUUGAAAAGUUAAUGCUUAAUAAAAACUGUGAUUAAACAAUUUGUCAUUUUUAGACUUUUUUGCGAAUCGAACAUACAUACAUACAUUUACACACACACACAAGUUUGUGAAAAGCACACAUAUGUAUUUAACUAAAUAUUUUUUUGUUUUUAAAAUAUCAAUAUUUUUUUAACUGUAAAUGGCAAGCAAACGUUGAAAAUCAUUAGUAAAACGUUUCACAGUACAACAGUACAGCAGAGCGCUGAGUCAAUAAACAGCUUACUUAAUCCAUAUGUUUAUUAUGUGGAUAUGAAAAGUACGAAAUACAUGCAUACAUACAUACAUAUAUAAAAACUUACAAACUGAAAAUGAAAAGUGAAAACCAUAUGAAAUCUUAGAAAGAAAAAUAAAUAUUUUUCUAUAAAUAAAUAAACCGUUAUUUUAGAAUUGCGCUUUAAAAACGCUUGUUUUUAACUAGUACAUGUUUCGAAUUUAUAAAUCGCCUGUUCAAUAAAUAACCUUUUCAAAUUGCCAAUUUCUUCCUCUUCUCCUAUUUAAUGCGCCUGCCUCGUGUUAUAAAUACUUCUACUACUACUACAUUAUAGCUUAUUUACUUAAUUAUAUAAAUAUACUUAUAUAUGUAUGAACUUCUUUGUUUUUUUUUUUUUUUUGUUUUCAUUUCCGAUUUAUGUACAGUAUGUAUACAAAUACUAGUAUAAAAUCAUAAGCAAAUGGAAUUUUGUAAUUAAUUUAAUUGAUAAUUACAUUACAUUUAUUACAAUUAAGUAUGUAUAUGAAUCGCAUACGAUGGAAAACUAUGUAAAAUUAUUAUAUAUCUAUAUUAAUGUAAUUUUAAAGCAAAAAAUUUUAAAACAUUUUUUGUGGAAAAUAAAAAAAUGAGAAACUUAAUUACAAGUAAA